Messenger RNA from Drosophila navojoa, 3090 nucleotides. It is a transcript of the gene Best2, whose product is annotated as bestrophin 2. The record is from RefSeq and is a predicted model, not a curated record. Lineage: Eukaryota; Metazoa; Arthropoda; Insecta; Diptera; Drosophilidae. Gene Ontology annotation, molecular function: chloride channel activity.
ACAACAACAGCAGCGGCUGCAGUAUGACCGUGUCAUAUGCAGGCGAAGUGCCCAAUGGCAGCAACUUUGGCUGCUUCUGGAAGAUCCUAUGGAAAUGGCGCGGCAGCGUUUACAAAUUAGUAUGGCGCGAAUUAAUCGCCUAUUUGUGUUUAUAUUACACCAUUAACCUCAUCUAUCGCUUCGCCCUGACGCCGAAUCAACAAGUGACAUUCAAUCGCAUUCGGAUUUACUUUGCCCAGCAGGGCGAGGCCGUGCCCAUGUCCUUUGUGCUGGGCUUCUAUGUGAAUCUGGUGGUCAAGCGCUGGUGGGAGCAGUACCGCCUGCUGCCCUGGCCGGAUACGCUGGCCCUGUUCAUCAGCGCCGCCAUUCCCAACUCGACGGGCGUUAAUAAUGAGACGGGCCGCCUCAUGCGCCGUAAUAUCAUGCGCUAUAUGGUCUUGGCCUACGUUAUAACGCUCCAGCGCAUUUCGCUGCGCGUCAAGCGUCGCUUUCCGACCACACAGCAUCUGGUGGACGCGGGCCUCAUGCACGAGUCGGAGAUGAAAAUCUUUGAGGCCAUGAAUCAGAAGAGUCCCAUGUCCAAGUACUGGAUGCCCCUCGUCUGGGCCACCAACAUCAUCAAUCGGGCGCGCAAGGACGGGCUGAUUGCCUCCGAUCACAUAGUGCAGACGAUACUCGUCGAGCUCUCGGACAUCAGAAGACGUCUGGGUGGCCUGAUUGGCUAUGAUACGGUAUGCGUGCCGCUGGUCUACACACAGGUGGUUACUCUGGUGCUUUAUACCUAUUUCAUUGCCCUUGUGCUCGGCCGCCAGAUGUUGCCAAAUAUCUCGGAUCGCAAUGGACGCGAAGAUAGCGACUUGUACUUUCCGAUAUUCACAGUUCUGCAGUUCGUUUUCUACGUGGGCUGGCUGAAAGUGGCCGAGGUUCUGAUCAAUCCCUUUGGCGAAGAUGACGAUGAUAUUGAAUUGAAUUGGCUGAUCGAUAGACACAUCAAGGCCGCCUACAUGAUUGUCGACGAGAUGCACGAGGAGCAUCCGGAGCUGUUGCGCGAUCAGUACUGGGAGUGCGUGGUGCCCAAGGAGCUGCCCUACACCGUCGCCUCCGAGCACUACAGACGGGACGAGCCCAAGGGCUCUGCCGAGAAGUACAAGGUGAAGAAGGAGGAUGCCAUGUACGCGAACAUCAUUCCGGGCGGUGGCAAGCGCAUGCUCAGCGACGAUGUCUAUGCGGACUAUGAGAGCGUGGACACGCCCAUGGUGGAGCGGCGGAAGAACAAUUGGCUGGUGCGUCAGCUAUCCCGCAUGGGCUCCAUGCGCAGCCAGUCGACGGCCUACUCCUCGGGCGGCAUGCCCUUCACGCGCAACCGCCUGAACUCGGUCUACUCUAGUCCCGAAUCGGGCCUGCCAUUGACCGUACUGCAGCAACAGCAGCUGCAGCAGCAGCAGCUCCAGCAGCAACAGCAACAGCCCGGCGGCCUGCAGCAGCAGCAGCAGCAGCAGCAGCAGAGCAAGCCGACUCUCUACGAGAAGUUCGUGCACCGCAAAUCGCUGCGCGCCCAGCGACAGCUGAUCAAACAAAAUUCCAAGUUGAAUGGCCUCAAUAUAAACGUGGCCAAGACGCGGCCGCGCAUACCCACGCCGGAGGUGACGAAGGAUGGCAGCACCAACACAGCCACAAGCGCCGUUAUCAUGGCCCCACAACAGCUGAGCACCCAAAGCACUAGCGGCAUGUAUCCCUCGUAUAGCACCUCAGCCAGCGGCACCAAUUUGCACCAGGACAGCGGCCAGGUGCUGGGCACACUGCUGCUGUCGCCCAUCAAAGAGAUGGAUAGCUCAUCAUCCAAUAAUACUCUGAUUCCAGGGCAUCCAGCCACAGCGGCGCUAGCCCAGGCCGUCAUGCCGACUCGCUUGAAGGAUGGCUACACGGCCAGCGCCAUUCCAGCGGAGACAAACAUCACCACACUCUCGUUUCCGUUCACGGUCUCCACCAGCAGCGAGUCGAUGCCCACGGGCACGUUGAGCAUUCUGCCACUGGCUGCCAAUGCGCAGCUGCCGACGAUAACGACCUCAGCCAGUGGCUUUGAUCCGAACGAUGUGAUCACCACGAUUCCCGUUUCCCUGUCCAUACAGCGCACGCCCUCCAGCCUGUCCAUUGUGGAGCUGGGCGCGGCGGGCGAUGGCGGCGAUACGCACGCCAGCAGCGGAUCGAGUAAUGGCAGCGGCGGCGGCAUCACCACUACCGCCUUGCUCUCGGUGAAGCCCCUCAACGGGACCGCCAACAUAUCGCGCAACAAUAGCUUCAACGUCAGCCUCAAUCUGCAGGAUCCGAGCUAUCAGCGCUCCUCGGUGCGCUCGGCGGGGCCAACGGACUCGGUGGAUGCGACAGCGACGGUUUCUCUGCACCGGAACAAGGACGGCUCCAGCAACACGGGCGGCACAGCCAAUGCCUCGUCGGCGCCCUCAACGCUGGCCAAGCACAAGCCAGAGCCGAAGACGGGCGAGGUCUAUGUCUGACCAAGGAAUCACAUCGUUGUUAUAGUUAGAUAGCUUUCUUGGCGACAUCUCGCUAUAAGCCCAUAUAAUUUUUGAACAGAGUUGAAAGUAGUCUUAAGCUAGGCUUAAACAAAUUUUGGCUUCAGGCCACCCGGAACCAUUCUACGAUAUUAUUAUUUAGCUGCAGCUGUGCAAACCCAAAAGAGAAUUGUUGCAUAGUCUUUAGUGAGUUCAUGUAUAGAUCGUGUUUACACAGAGUACGACAUAUCAGUCCUUAGACAUAAGUACCGAGAAGAGAAAAAACACUUCCUAUAAAUAUGCAGUCCCAUACGAUCUACGUACACUCAAGCGAUAUAUAUAUAUGUAUAUGAAUGUUACCUAAUCAUAAUUAUAAUUUUUAAACUUUUGUUUCUUUGGCGCUUGCCAUAUUAGGCUAGAUCUAAAGAUUACUUACCACUAAUUUGUUUGAUUGAGAAUCCCUAUCGUGUAGGCAGUGUAUAUAUAAACCAACACAAUAUGUGAUAUGCGAUUUGUAGGCUUAAGAGUCUUAAGCAUAAACUUUAGCAUAAUUAUGCAUAUGUAUAUGCAUGUGUGUGUG